AUAAGCGGCCUCCCCGCACCCUGCUUGUGCGCGCUCCCUGGGAGCGCGCAACACCACGAUCCGGUGCCCGGUCCCGAUCAUGUGAUCACUGAUUGGCCAAUCAGUGAUCACUUGUGACAUCAUUGCUUACUGCGUGUGAAAUCUGUGAACGAGCACAGAGGUCACAUGGUACAAGGCUAUUCACAACAGCCUUGUGCCAUGUGACAAGCUGUGACUAAUCACAGUUCACACAGUA
This is a messenger RNA of Staurois parvus, 235 nucleotides long. The record is from the annotation of a GenBank genome assembly. NCBI's taxonomy places the organism in Eukaryota, Metazoa, Chordata, Amphibia, Anura, Ranidae.